AACAUUAUUCCCUCUCCUCAUGGCAACCCCAGAGAGAGAAUCAGUAAACAGAGCUCUCUCCCUCUCUCUGAUCAUCAAGAACAAGAACUCAGUUCAACUAAUGUGUGUGUGUGUGUGUGUGUUGUGUGAUUUGGUAAAAGAAGACUAGUGGACAAAGAACCAUCUCACCAGAGAGCAGUGGGGCUUUCAAGAUAGAUACAUAGAGAUGGACACAAUCCUCUGCGACGAGCUCCUCCAAGAAACCUUCCUCCGCCUCCCUCCCACUUCUUCCUCCGCCGUCUCCCUCGUCUCCAAGCGGUGGCUCCGCCUCUUCCGCUCCUCCAUCUCCCGCCUCUCCCUCCAUCUCUCCCCUCACAACUCCACCCCACCCCUCCUCUCCUCCUUCCUCUCUCACUUCCCCUUCCUCUUUUCCCUCUCUCUCACCACCGCCGCCGACACUUCAACCUUCUCCGACCUCCUCCUCCUAUCCGCUGCCUCCUCUUGUCCCAAUCUCCGCCACAUCCAACUCUUGAACAGCCCCGUCUCUCUCUUCCCUCUGCUUUCUCUCUCUACCUCCUGCCCUCACCUGUGUUCUCUCUCUAUCGCCCUCUCUAGACCCCUCUCUUUCCACUGGCUCCUCUCUUUCCACUCUCUGAAAGACCUCUCGAUCGUCUUCAACACUGGACAAUUCGAUUCAUACAAACUCAAUUCGACCGAUUCAGCGAUCGGAAACACCGAAACCGAACUUCAAUUAGAAACCCUAGGCUUGUCCGGGAUUCAACACUGCGAUUACGGCCUCAGUUGGCUCUGGAGGAGUUGUAAACAGCUCAAGAAACUCCAAUUGCGAAGCUGCUAUGCAAUCGGCGAUGAAUCAUCACUCUCAUCGUUCGUCGAAUGCUUAAUUGGUCUCCAAGAAGUGGAAUUGUGGACAUGUAGGGCGAUAAUCGACGAGGUUUUAUCAAAAUUAGCUGAGAAUUGUACAUCUUUGAAGUGUCUCUCCGUAUACGACGGGGGUAGUAGACAGGGUUUACUUCAAUUCAUCACUCAAAGCCAGUGUAAUUUGCAAAAACUCAAUUUCCGAUUACCCCUUGACCUCCAAAACAAUCAUUUAAUGGCUGCUGCAGAGAAUUUCAGGGGAUUAACGAGUCUCAGGCUCCAAAGCUGUUGUCUUGUUACCGGUGAAGGUCUUAAUAGUAUCGGCAUAGCCAUGAGUGAUCAGAUUGAAGAAUUGGCAUUGAUAAACUGUGAUGUGGUUGAAAGAGAACCCGGGUUGCUGACCACAUUGGGACAGAAUUUGAGGCGGUUAAGGAAGUUAGAUUUGUCUUACAAUGAGAUGUUGUUCGAUAAAGAGCUCGUGUCAAUGCUCUUUUCGUGUAGUUAUUUGAGCGAAUUGAAGUUGAGGGGUUGUAAAGGAUUGACUAAUGUAACCAUGGUUUCGAUGUUCAAGAGCUGUAAGUAUUUGGAGAGUGUCGACAUAAUGUAUUGUUGUGGGAUUGAGGCAGAGGCCAUUGAGUUGUUUGUUCUGAAUUUGCCGCGGUUGAGGCAGUUGCAGGUCGAGGAAAGCAAGAUUAUGUGGGCUUCAAAAUAAGGUCAUCGAGAUGAUUUGAAUGUGGGAAUUCAUUCAGAGAAGGGGCAAUUUAUUUUGAUAUGCAAAUUGCAAAUUUGUAGAGGUAACUGUCCCAAGUACUAUUUCAUGGGUCAAUUGUAAAUGUUUCUAAUUUAUGUUGUGGUUAUGAGACUGUUUAUACCAUUGUUGAAUAUCCCAAUAAUAUAGGCAUUGCAUCAACAAAAAUAUGAAUUGUAAUG
Molecule: messenger RNA, 1785 nt
Organism: Camellia sinensis
Lineage: Eukaryota; Viridiplantae; Streptophyta; Magnoliopsida; Ericales; Theaceae
Biological process (GO): SCF-dependent proteasomal ubiquitin-dependent protein catabolic process
Cellular component (GO): SCF ubiquitin ligase complex
Molecular function (GO): protein binding
Source: RefSeq, a predicted model, not a curated record